AGAGGCCGCGGGUGUGGCCUGGCCGCUUGUUGUCGUCCGGUGCCUGAGGAGACUGUCGGCUGCUCGCCCGCUCGCCCAGGGGGACUCCCAGGCUUCACUCAGCCGCUCGCUCCGUCCCGAGCUAGUCGGGGACAUGUUGAGGUGGGCGGAGGCCCGGUUCGCCGGCGCCAGACGGCGGACGGCAGCCGAGGCACACGCGCCCUCCUCGAGCUUUCCCCGGAGACGCUUCCUUUUACAAACGCCCCGAGCUUGAAGGAGCCGUCACACGGCGAGGAGGCCCCGCCAGGACCGAGAGCAGGAAGAGCCGGAACCACACGCUUUGCAGCAGCUGUUGUGCAGGGAAUUGCUGUGGGAGCCAAGAAGAUGAAGCUCUUGGAGAACUCCAGUUUUGAAGCAAUAAACUCCCAGCUGACGGUGGAGACGGGGGAUGCUCACAUCAUUGGGAGGAUCGAGAGCUACUCGUGCAAGAUGGCAGGUGACGACAAGCACAUGUUCAAGCAGUUCUGCCAGGAGGGGCAGCCCCAUGUCCUGGAGGCCCUGUCACCUCCCCAGACCACGGGGAUCAGCCCCAGCAGGCUCGGUAAAAGCCAAAGCGGCGACGAAGAGGGACCCCUGAGCGACAAGUGCAGCCGCAAGACCCUCUUCUACCUGAUCGCCACCCUCAACGAGUCCUUCAGACCCGACUACGACUUCAGCGCCGCCAAAAGCCACGAGUUCAGCCGGGAGCCGAGCCUCAACUGGGUGGUGAACGCCGUCAACUGCAGCCUCUUCUCUGCUGUCCGGGAGGAUUUCAAGGCCCUGAAGCCGCUCCUGUGGGACGCGGUGGAUGAGGAGAUCUGUCUGUCUGAGUGUGACAUCUACAGCUACAACCCCGACCUGGACUCGGACCCCUUUGGGGAGGAUGGCAGCCUCUGGUCCUUCAACUACUUCUUUUACAACAAGAGGCUGAAGAGAAUUGUUUUCUUCACCUGUCGCUCCAUCAGUGGGUAUGCCUACACCCGCUCAGAGGGUGGCAAUGAGCUGGACAUGGACCUGGGUGAGGGGGACGAGGAGGAGGAGGAAGAGAAGAACAGGGACACCUGUGAUACCGAGAGCGGCAGCAUCGAGGAGGAGAGGUUGCAAGUUAUUUGCAUGUGAGUCCCAGGAGGCCCCCGAGGCACCUCCUCUCCCUGGCCCAGCCCCUGCUGCCUGCUCUGCCCCACACCUACACUGGAGAAGCCCCAGGCCCCGCAGCCCCACGGACUGGAAGCAGCAGCAGCCGCGGUCUCCUGGCUGAGGACAUGUCCCCUGGACCCGGUGCUGCUGGAAAUCCCCUCCUUCCCCGUUCCCCUCCGGAGCUCCCUGAAGCUGGGGGGAGGUGCUGGAGUGGCGGGUGGAGCCGGACAGCAUUUCGGGAGCUGUGGGAAGCUUUGCUGCACUUUAAUCGCUCACCUCCUUGGCUGCACUGACCCGCGAACUCCUCCUGGCCAAGCCGGAUUUUUUCCUCAAGCACUUUUUUCCCCCCCUGGCAGUCACCCGGCAUCUCUCCAUCCAUCCAUCCAUCCAUCCAUCCAUCCAUCCAUCCAUCCAUCCAUGCAGGGGGUGCCUCCCCCUGGCUUCCCCCCUCACUGAGUCCCCCCAGAACUGUUCUCCCAGAGUCUGCCUGUUUCAGAGGUUUGCUUCACUCCUGCCACUGGUUCGGUUCUGUUGGUUGUUUUUUGGACUCUCACAGGGUGGUGACAGUGUCCCUGUGCUGAGGGGGUGAACAUUGUUGGGCUCGUCAGCCUGCCCCAUCCGCCCCAGCAGUUUAGGUUUUUUUGAGGGUUCUGUUUUGACCCACUCCUGACUUUGGGCAGUGGGGUUGGGGCCUGGCUCAGCCCUCCCCGGGAAGUGUCUGGUGUUCGGGGGUGGGCUUAGACAAUGUCUCCCCUCCAGUCUGUGUCUCCCUCCCCUGGUGCUUGGAGGGCUGUGUUCCCUCUCCAUGUCUGGGCAAGGGAGAGCUCAGCUGAGCACACACAGCCCCCUCCCCAGGCCUCUGAGAGGGGCUCUUUGCCCCCCUGCCCCUCCCGCUGUGGGGGGUCAACCCCAUCCCUCCCAGCUUGCAAGGAGGUGGAAUGGAUGCCUCAGGGUAUCCCCGCACUUGAGGGGUUCCCCCCAUCCCUGGCCCUGACGGGAGGCACCAGGGGAUGAUCCAGACCUGUCCCCAGUGUCUGGGGGAGUGUGUGGGGGGGUGGGGAUGGGAGACAGAUGGAUGGGGUCCCCCCUGCAGCUCCGCUCCAGACCUGUCACUCUUGGGCAGUCACUUUUUGAGUUGGAAUUUGUCUCCUCAUCGCUCUGUGGGACAGGCCUCAGUGGGGAGGCGGUGGCCUUGGUCCCCCUCCUUGUCCCACAGGACCCCUCCCUUCAGGGGUACCCCCACCCAGGCCCCAGUGGGAGGCAGCAGCAGGAAUUGGCUGGGUCCUGUUGUCCCCUGCCACCGUGCUCCCCAUAUCCUCCCACCAAUAAAGUUUUUCUUUGAUUUUCUCCC
Calypte anna (Anna's hummingbird) is the source of this 2506-nucleotide messenger RNA. RefSeq names its product MAF1 homolog, negative regulator of RNA polymerase III (gene MAF1). Gene Ontology annotation, molecular function: RNA polymerase III core binding. The record is from RefSeq and is a predicted model, not a curated record. Gene Ontology annotation, biological process: negative regulation of transcription by RNA polymerase III. The transcript is spliced from 8 exons. The coding region runs from base 364 to 1137 and encodes 257 amino acids. Lineage: Eukaryota; Metazoa; Chordata; Aves; Apodiformes; Trochilidae. Gene Ontology annotation, cellular component: nucleus.